Messenger RNA from Cylindrotheca closterium, 1059 nucleotides. NCBI's taxonomy places the organism in Eukaryota, Bacillariophyta, Bacillariophyceae, Bacillariales, Bacillariaceae. The record is from the annotation of a GenBank genome assembly.
AUGUGCCAGUUAAUGGGAAUGAACAAUGCGGCACCCACGGAUUUCACCUUUAGCUUCAAAGGGUUUUGUCAACGAGGAGGUGCCACAGACAUUCACAGUCACGGGUUUGGAUUGUGUGUCUACGAAGGCCGAGGCAUUCGAUCCUUUCUGGAUACUUUGCCGGCCUCCAAAUCACCACUGGCCCAAGUCAUUCAGAAUUAUCCAAUUCGAACACAUAAUAUGAUUGCUCAUGUCCGAUAUGCCACUACAGGAGCGGUCAGUUUGGAAAACGUCCAUCCCUUUUCCCGCGAAUUGUGGGGAAUCCAUUGGUCCUUUGCUCACAAUGGUCAGGUUCCCAAAUUUGACGACUCGACGCCUCUGGAAGCGCAACCCUUGUUGGGAAAGACGACGCUCGAAGAAUUGCAUUACAAUCCAGUGGGAGAGACGGAUUCUGAGGCGGUCUUUUGUGCCAUUUUGAAUGCCCUCAAGGCCGAAUUCACAAGUCUUCCCACCUUGCCAGUCUUGCAUGGAUUCUUGUCCAAACUCUGCAAGGAAAUCAUUCUGGGGGACGAAGAUUCGACAAUCUUUAAUUUCCUCUUGGGAUGUGGCAAGUACACCCAAUUUGCCUUUUCGUGGCCGGGACGCCGACCGGGAUCCAAAGUAUGGAAUGGUUUGUAUUACAUUGUAAGAUCGCCGCCCUUUCAGACGGCUAGUCUGGUAGAUGCGGACUAUUCCAUUGACUUUGCCAAAUUUGCCAAAUCCAAUGACCGUGUGGCGGUGAUUACGACCAAACCAUUGACGGAUGAAACCGGAUGGACGGAAUUUGAACGAGGACAAUUGAUCAUGUUUGACAAGGGAUUGCCACAUCGAUCGCCAAGGUGCUGCGAGCAAGUUGAAAAGGAAGGUCGGGGUUUGAGUUCCAAAUGCUUUGAACGGUUGAGAACCUCGUCCAUAUCGUCAGCCACCAUGCCCAUUUCCGAGUCUUCGACCUGUUGCUCGGAAGAAGAAGAAGUAGUAGUAGUGACGAUACCGCCGGAAGUACCUCCACAGAGUGCCUUGUUUCCAACGGCAGCCGAAUGA